Messenger RNA from Anopheles stephensi (Asian malaria mosquito), 912 nucleotides. RefSeq lists its product as uncharacterized. The transcript has 3 exons. NCBI's taxonomy places the organism in Eukaryota, Metazoa, Arthropoda, Insecta, Diptera, Culicidae. The record is from RefSeq and is a predicted model, not a curated record. The coding region runs from base 61 to 639 and encodes 192 amino acids.
AUGGAUGCGUUUGACAGCCGUUAAAAACGAAGCGCAUUCAAAGUGUUUUUGUACACAGAAAUGGCCGAAACAAGCAAAGUUAGCUCAAAACAGCAAUUUAUUGAUGCGUACGCCGCAUUGGUACAGGGAAUAAGCGCUGAACGGUUCGAUGAGUUCAAACAGUUUUUCGCCAACGAAAAUGACUACAACCUGGCGGUACAGGAAUUCCGUAACGGAUUUCAGGUGGCGCUUCUAGCGAAAGUAAACCGGCUGUGGGAGGAAACGGACAUUGAUAGCAAUGUGGAGCUGUUGGAAAAGUUAAAGCAAAAGGCGCAAGGAAAGACGACCAAAAUGUGGCGCCCGACCGGGAAACCGGUCAGCGAGCAAAUACGGCCGCUGGUGGUAAACAAACUGAAGACAUCGCUCAAGUUUUACCAAUAUCAGUUGGAAUUUCAAAAGGAAAGAACUGAGGAACUCAUUUACACGAUCGAGACAAUGAGAACAAAAUACCAAGCAAUGCAGACGCAACGGAACCACCUACUGCAGCAGAUUACCAACGAGCAGAAGACUUUCGACUCUAUCCGCUCCCAUCAGAAAGAGCUCGACCAGCUGGUGAACGUAGAUCUGUUUAAUGGUGUCCGGAAGACGGAUACAGGUUGAAUAAAAACGCUUCAGGUAGGAUAAAUUUGUAACAAGUUUAUUAUUUAAAAGAAAACACAAUUAAACUAAAAGUACACAUUAGGGCGGUUUUUGUUUUUAGAGGUAAACAUACAACAUUUAGUUAUAACGUUCGGUUUUUUGAUAGCGCUUUGUCGGUGACUCCGGGAGGUUAAAGGAUCGUUACGAGGAGAAUUGUGACCUUAGGUCGAUAUGUACAGUGCAAGACUCUUUCAGCGUUAAGAAUAAAGCGGACUCUAGCAUCCUAGCAUUAAA